AUGUCAUAUUGUGCUUUACGUCAACGUCAUUUUAAAUUAGGUUUAACAAAAUUAAAUGAAACACGUCAUCGUCUUGAUUUAUGUCAAAAUCCAUUAAUAAAAUCAAUACAUUGGAAUGAAAUAUAUUGUGAUGUAUAUUUAAAACAUCAUCAAAUACAAUCAUCAACAUCAACAUCAACAUUAUCAAGUUUAUUAUCAACAAGUGUUGCAAAAAAAUUUAAAAAAAUGGAAAUUAAAAUUUCUUCAUUAAAAAUAAUUGAUCAACAAACAGUACAAUUAAAUUCAAAUUAUAUACAAUUAAAUUCACAAUUUUGUCGAACAAUCAUUGAUUUUUUACUUGCACAACCACAAGGUUAUUAUAAUUAUGAACAAGAUGAAAAAAUUCCACAAGCUAAAGAUAAACAAUUAGAAAUGUAUUUAUAUGGAUUAGAAAAUAAUAAUAAUCAAAUUCAACAAGCUGAUCUAUUAAUUUAUGAAUUAUUUAAUAAAUAUAUUCAUAUAUUAAAAGAAAAUAUUGAAAAACAAGAAACUGAUUUACAAAUUAUUCCAGUAGGUUU
Rotaria sp. Silwood2 is the source of this 557-nucleotide messenger RNA. Lineage: Eukaryota; Metazoa; Rotifera; Eurotatoria; Philodinida; Philodinidae. The record is from the annotation of a GenBank genome assembly.